CAUAAUAUUAUGUUUGGUCAACAAAAUAGUACUCAAUACUAGUGUAACUCGAGCUAUAUCGUAGAUGGUUUGUAAGAGUAUUUAAUUUGUAGAAUACGAGUUGAAGUCGUAAUGAUUGUGUGAAAAACCAAAAAUACUACUUUAGAAUGAUAGCUUUUUUAGCAUUAUUUAUAUUGGACGAAAUCAGUGAUGUGGCUGGACACGACAUAUCCCAGGUGAAGACUGAAGACGUUUACAUAUACGAAGGGGAUGAUUUUGCCCAAAUACUAAAAACUACCUUGUUCGUCGAUAAAACUUUGCUUAUUAAAAGGUUUUUCGACAAAGUCAAGCACGGUGAAGGAGUUCUAAUAUUGACUCCAAAGAAAUAUGGAAAAUCGACAAACAUAAACAUGUUAAAACGCUUCUACCAAAUGAACGUAAACAAAAACUGUGAAGCAUCAGAAGCAGAGAAGUCUUUAAACCUAAGUUUAUUUAAAGAAAGAUUCUUAAAAAUAUAUCAAAUUAGUGAUUUCUUCAAUCAGCAUUUUGGUAAAUACCCCAUCAUUCACAUAGACUACAAGUCUUUGUCGAAUACAAAAAAUGUUGAAGAGUUUUUCGGGAAAUUCUUCGGGUUAGUCAUGAUGAAGACCUUUUUAGAACAUCAAUAUCUCCUAAACGACAAGCAUAUUUGGUCCUUAAAUGAAACUUAUAGCUGGAUUGACAAAGAAAAGUUCACGCAAUACAUUGAUUUACGAUUGAGCCACAAACUCUCUGAGACUGAUAUUAGAACUGGCUUUAGUCUCUUAGCCAAGCUAUUGCACAAACGAUUUGAGAAAAGAGUGAUUGUGCUGAUGGACAACUACGAUGCAUUUAUAGAUAGUCCCUUAUAUUCUCAAACCCCCAACAUAUUUCACUUGUUGAGUGCUGUCAACUUUGACCUCCUAAGGAGCUCGAGUGUUGAGAGAUCUUUAGUGACAGGUCAGCUGCGGUCUGGACGGGGAGUGUCACGUGAAGAACUCCUACCAUCCAAUGUGGGGGACUGCGAGGCUCUGCAUGAGUUCUACGGACUGAGUGGUCAGGAGCUAGAGGCUCUGUUGGAGCCAUACAUACAGGAUGACGACGAAAGGCAGAAAGCUAUCGGCAAAAUAGUGCACAACUACAGUGGCUACGGAGUGGCCACCCUAGAGGCCGACGACGGGGGAAUCCUGACUACCCAGGGGGUCAGCGUGUGGUCAGUUGUGCAGUAUUUGGAGAAAGAGCUCAACGUUGAGAACAUGAGCUCGUUGGUUUAACAAGCUUUGCUAAAUCACGUUAUCACACCAUAGCUAUGAUUUGAAUCACAGUCAUGAAGCUUGGAUUUGAAUCACACAAGAAAUGUAAGAAAAUCCAUAAUGGCAAUGGUUGCACAGAUUGUGCAAACAUUCUCUCAAUUAAGAGAGCAGGGCACUACUAGUUCGUCUCUCAAUGAUUUAAGAAGAAUAUUUUAUA
This is a messenger RNA of Macrosteles quadrilineatus (aster leafhopper), 1467 nucleotides long. RefSeq lists its product as uncharacterized. The record is from RefSeq and is a predicted model, not a curated record. The coding region runs from base 147 to 1271 and encodes 374 amino acids. The transcript is spliced from 2 exons. Lineage: Eukaryota; Metazoa; Arthropoda; Insecta; Hemiptera; Cicadellidae.